AUGAGCUCCGUGGCCCAAGACGGGCAAGGAUCGUCUUCAAUGCAUCCUUCUCUCCAAUUCAAGACAAGACUUUCAUUGAUAUCGGCAUCAUCACACGCUGCACUUUCAUCGGUGCAAGAAGAGGUCAACAACCUCGAAGCUGAAGAGAAUGAAUCCGAUAUUCGAGAACGCGAAGAUUGGGAUUCAAUGAAUGAAAUUGUCAUGGCCAUUGAAUUUAAAGAGCGUGGUAUAGUUGGAUGUGCAUAUUAUAUCGCUAGAGAAGAAAAACUGUGUAUGAUGGCAGACAUCAGUAAGGCUGGACUUGAUACGAUUGACACUCUGAAAAUCCAUGUAGAGCCUACUGUAAUCCUAAUAAGCACUCGAUGCGAAGAGGUACUAGAAGAACAUCUCCAGAAAGAUGCCAAGGGCAUUGACCGGGGAGACGCAAACGAAAUAUUUGGCUCAUACGUCCUUGAUUCGCGACCGGCUGCGGAAUUUUAUUACGAGACGGCAAAGAUCAAAUUGGCCAACUUGGAUAUUGAGGGCGCGAGAGGCGUUAACAUGACGUUUGCCACUCCUGGGGAUGACUUCGCUGGAGAUCACAACCAUGAUCAGGCGGGAUCAAGUGACUCUCGGCAAGUCCUACUCCCGAUUAUAUUCCCCCAAUGGCACAGCAUCUCAAAUUUGAAUGAGAGAAUAAUUGGCUGUGCUGGUGCGGUGCUUAACUACCUUGGGCGACGACGAAGUGUAGAUUACUUGCCCAACGACGAGGCUGCAUUGAUUGCAUUCAGGAUCCGCACCAUUGAGAUGUUUUCUUUGACGGAUAUGAUGUUUGUGAACGCGGAUACAUUAUCAUCGCUCCAAAUUAUUCAGUCCGAGUCUCAUCCGAACUCACAUAUGCAAGGCCCGAACAAGUCAACUUCGGGAUCAAAAGAGAGCUUGUCCGUCUUUGGCCUAUUCUAUCAUUUGGCUAGUACACCGCAGGGUAGGCAAAAGCUUCGGAAGAUGUUUUUAAGUCCAAGUAUAGAUAUGUCGGCAAUCGAGGAAAGACUCCGGACAAUAGGCACUUUUCUAAUUCCCGAGAACCAACCGUUAUUACAGGAUAUUCGGAAGAGCCUAAAUAGUGUCAAAGAUAUCAGAACCGUGGUGAUCCAUCUACAGAAAGGUGUAAGUGGACGCUCUGGGAAGGCAACAUCGGUUAAGAGUGGUAUUUGGGGUAGCAUUCGUUCAUUCUCCUUCCAUUCGCUCAAGAUCCUUGAAGCAUUGCGAGGGUUAGUAGGUGACAAGACGGUAGUCGCUGGUAAGCUCUUCAACGAAACGCGCCCUAAUAACCUUCUUGGUAUUGGUCAAAUCAUCACCCAAACAAUAGAUUUUGAGAGAUCGGCCGAACAACACCGUAUCACGGUCAAGCAAGGCGUAGACCCCGAGCUGGACGGAAUGAAAAGAACGUAUGAUGGCAUGGAAAGUUUUCUUACGGAAGCACAAAGAAAACUGGCAGACGAUUUACCCGAGUGGGCUCGUCAAUAUGUUGAAAAUUGCAUAUACUUUCCACAACUUGGAUUUUUGACGGUCGUACAACUGGAUCCCGAUACAGGCGAAGGGAAAUACAAAGGCGAGGGGACCGAGGAGGAUGAAUGGGCCCAGACGUUUGUCAGCGACGAGAAAGUCUAUUACAAAAACAGGCGUAUGAGGGAAAUGGACGAAUAUAUUGGUGAUAUGUAUAGUAUGAUUACAGACAGGGAGAUCGAGAUCAUACAUGGCCUCACUGUACGUGUACUAGAGCAGGAGAAGCUUCUGAUCACAGUAUCUGAUCUAUGUGGAGAACUUGAUAGCCUCGUUGCACUUGCUCUUGGGGCUGUCAAAUAUCGUUUCAACCCUCCAAUCAUGACGGAAGCCAAUGUAAUUGAUAUUGAAGGUGGACGGCAUCCUCUCCAAGAGCUUGCAGUCCCAUCCUAUGUCGCAAAUGACUGUUAUCUUGCGGGUGGAUCAGGCCAUGCCAACGACGAAGGAUUUUCUUCAAGCACUGCCCAGAAUUCUGAGGACAACGAAGGCCCAAGUAUGCUUCUUAUGACUGGGCCAAAUUAUUCAGGAAAGAGUGUCUAUCUUAAGCAAACUGCUCUGAUUGUUUACUUGGCCCAUAUUGGCAGUUAUGUCCCGGCUGAGAAGGCAGUUGUAGGACUCACGGAUAAGAUCUUAACGCGGAUCACUACCCGUGAAAGUGUAUCCCGAAAUCAAAGCGCUUUCAUGAUUGACCUGCAACAAAUAGCUCUCUGUACAACACUUGCAACUCACCGCAGCCUUGUGGUUAUCGAUGAAUUUGGUAAAGGUACUAACUCAACAGAUGGCGCUGGCCUAGCUUGCGGCGUAUUCGAAUAUUUCCUUGGACUCGGUUCGCAUCGACCAAAAGUACUCGGAGCAACCCACUUUCACGAAAUAUUUGAGAAUGGGUUCUUGUCCCCAAGACCUGAAUUAUCAUUUGGACAUAUGGAAGUUCAUGUGAAUAAACAAGCUGAUCUCGCUGAAGACCAAGUUGCAUACCUGUACAAUUUUGUGUUGGGUAGAAGUACUUCAAGCUUUGGUACAUCUUGUGCAGCGAUGAAUGGAAUUGAUUCUACUAUCGUGGAAAGAGCUGAGGAUUUGAUACUAUUGGCAGCUCGGGGAGAGGAUCUCAUGGAAGCUCUUGCGGCAAAUAUCUCGGAAAAGGACGCUCAGGAUUUGGAGGAUGCAGAAACCAUUGGGAGACGUUUUCUUGAGCAAAACUUUCCUCUAUCGGGAGGGGGUAAUGCCGUGAUAGACGUCCGAAGCAUUCUUCAAAACAUCCUGGAUGUUGAAGGUGGGCUUGAGGCAUGA
Molecule: messenger RNA, 2829 nt
Organism: Sclerotinia borealis F-4128
Lineage: Eukaryota; Fungi; Ascomycota; Leotiomycetes; Helotiales; Sclerotiniaceae
Source: the annotation of a GenBank genome assembly